AUGCCGGAGUCCGCGGACGAGAUGACCGUCGCCAGGCUCGUGGACCGCGACUGGUUCAGCGCCGUCGCCCCCGUCGGCGUCCUCCAGUCCAAGUGCGAGCCCAUCAUCGCCGGCGACCACGCGGGCGGGCACGCCGCGUUCCUCGCUUCCCUCCGCGCGUCCGCGCCGACGUCGCCGUGCACGCGCGUCUGGAUGGCUGGCGCGGUGGCGUACCGUUGCCGCACGUGCCAGACUGGGGAGCAGUCCAGCGUGUGCGUGCGCUGCUUCAAGAGCGGCGACCACGAUGGGCACGAUUACAUCAUGUAUAGGAGCGAGACGGGGGGGGUGUGCGACUGCGGCGACGUCGAGUCGUGGGCGCGCGAGGGGUGCUGCCCGGCGCAUCGACCGAGUAGGGACGAUGACGAUGACGAAAACGACGUCGUCGACGCGUCAGACGAGGAAGCCGCGUCGUCGUCGUCGUCGUCGUCGUCGCUCCUCCCGAAAGAGAGGCGAGACGCCGCGGUCGCGGUGUACGGCGUCGUGUGCGAGCGCCUGCUCCUCGCGCUCGAGUCCGUCGCGCGAAUGAAGGGCCCGACGCGCCCCCCCGCCGCGGGCGGUCGAAGGGCGGAGGCGCGUUCACGUUUACGCCGGUCCCCGUACGACCGCGUCGGCGUGCUGCACGCCGUUCCUUGA
This is a messenger RNA of Micromonas pusilla CCMP1545, 672 nucleotides long. RefSeq lists its product as uncharacterized. Gene Ontology annotation, molecular function: zinc ion binding; ubiquitin protein ligase activity. Gene Ontology annotation, cellular component: ubiquitin ligase complex; cytoplasm. NCBI's taxonomy places the organism in Eukaryota, Viridiplantae, Chlorophyta, Mamiellophyceae, Mamiellales, Mamiellaceae. Bases 1 to 672 code for a protein of 223 amino acids. The transcript has 2 exons. The record is from RefSeq and is a predicted model, not a curated record. Gene Ontology annotation, biological process: protein ubiquitination; ubiquitin-dependent protein catabolic process via the N-end rule pathway.